Racocetra persica is the source of this 238-nucleotide messenger RNA. The record is from the annotation of a GenBank genome assembly. Lineage: Eukaryota; Fungi; Glomeromycota; Glomeromycetes; Diversisporales; Gigasporaceae.
CAAAACUAAAAAAGAGCGUCAAGAUUGGGCGAAAGAGCAUCUUCACUGGGUGACCAAAGUAUGGAAGAAUGUUCUUUGGUCAGAUAAAAAGUAUUUUUGUUUAAUUCGUCCUAAUCUACACCAGUACGUAUGGAGAAUACCACACGAAGAGUUUGAUAAUGAUUGCCUUGUUCCGGCAAUUAAAUCUAAAGGGUCGUUAUGCCAUUUCCAAGUUUCAGGACCAAUACCUCAACGAUAA